Mollisia scopiformis is the source of this 1248-nucleotide messenger RNA. RefSeq lists its product as uncharacterized. The coding region runs from base 1 to 1065 and encodes 354 amino acids. NCBI's taxonomy places the organism in Eukaryota, Fungi, Ascomycota, Leotiomycetes, Helotiales, Mollisiaceae. The transcript has 3 exons. The record is from RefSeq and is a predicted model, not a curated record.
AUGAUCAUGACUGGCUCGCAGCAGGUCGACAUGCAGCAGAUUGAGAUUGUGGAGCAGACAAAGCACGAACUUUUGGUAGCCAAUAUCUUCGACAAAGCACUUGCCAACAACAUUGACGACGGACAUGACCAAGUAGCCACAGCCGUGUCAGAGAUAAUUCAACUCUUCCCUUCUAGCGGAUCAACUGAAGAGAUGGAGUCUUACUUAUGGAAUCUCUGGGGGACUUUGAUUCAGAAAGCUCAGGAAGUACCGCGCCAUGACGAGCGUCAACGAACUCUGGUCAGAAUUGUGACGACGCUGAGAGAUCAGACACCAGUUGGGGACAGCAAUAGCAUCACUGUUUGGGGGUCAAAUUAUACCCUCUGGACUGACCUUCCGCUACUUGGUCCUUGUAUGCGAGAAGCUUGGAUAGCACCUCCUGGUUUCUUUAGAGGCCAGAUUAUAAGUGCAACUUCGCUUGAAGACGAAGAUGACGCUGGCGAAAGAGAUUUGUCCCACAACGAAGAUAAUACUACCAAAGAAAUUGCAUCCGAAGAUGAAGACAAUACUGCGGAAGGAAUUGCACCUGACGAAGACCACACCGAGGAAGAACUCGAAUCCUGGAUUAACCUCAAUGCGUUCGCUGCACAACUACUCGAACAUCGAACAAUGUUGUGGGCUAAUCUUGGACUCUGGCAGCUGCGUACCGCUCUGGAGAGAAAUGGGGACUUUGUCGAGUCUCGCAUCAUCGUCGCUUCGGAAUGGAUCAGGCAUGCUGGCCUACAAAUAUUCGAUCUGUGUUUCUAUGACGUGGCGGAUGAAGAUUCCAGGAACGCAAUGGCUCCGGGACCGCUGAUAUCUCAAGAGAAAGGAGGUUUCACACGAUUCCGUUGGAACUAUUGGAAUGGGAGGUUUUGGAAAGCCAGCGAAUUUGGAGGUUCUCGUAGUAGAAGUGCGACAGAAGCGGCGACAGAAGCGGCGACAGAAGCGGCGACAACCAUGCAGCUCAUACCCAGCUCUCGUAUUCAAGGGCCAAAUUUACUCGGACAUGACCCGAAUCUAAUGUUAAGGAUACGAUCGGACUAAUUCGUCUCGCUUCGAAGGGGCCCCAUCGUUUGUCGGGGAAAGUAAUUUGUCCGCGCUCAAAUAAGUAAUAUUUAUUCUUCAAUGACCUAAUGAAAGAGGACAUGAGAGAUGUCUCUCUCUUUGUUCAAGACCUCAUGCAUAACUUCUUACCGGCUUAUCUUUCCAUCAUCCAGAAAAUAAAAG